AAGAGAAACACGGUCGUCUUAAGCAUUGCUUGCAAAGAGACUGAAACCAUUUCAUCAUGACUGAUCUUCACAGAUGGUUCUUUGCAUCCUGGUUAAUAUUUUACUUGUCAAUGUGUAAAUGUGACGUCUUAGUACAGCAUUUUGAAGGUGAAAGUGCAACUUUGCCAUGCAAGUAUGACAGUCAAUAUCAUGGAAAAUGUCACAUGUGCUGGAUGAAAGGAGAGAUUCCCAUUAUGGGAUGUGGUGAUGAAAUUAUCGCAAGUGAUGGUGAUAAAGUAGUAAGGAGAAAAUCAGACCGAUACCAGCUAACAGGAGACAUCCAGCACGGAGAUGUUUCUCUGGCGAUCAGUAACAUACAGAAAAAAGACUCUGGCAAAUACGGAUGUCGCAUACAUGUUCCUGGACUGUUUAAUGAUGAGACGUAUUACAUCAACUUGAUUGUUAAAGACGCACCUACUCCAACAACACAGGAAACGGCGUCCGUGCCCAGCAUCACCUCUGAGCGUCAAACAACAGCAUUCACCUCUGACAUGACAGAGGCACCCAUUUCAACCACACCAGAACCUGUGGCUGUAACCACUAUCCCAGGAUCUAUAACCACUAAAUCACAGAGCACUAACACAGCGACAGACAUUGACACAACAAAAGAGAGUUCUACAAUCUUUAGUUCUUCAGAAAGCAGCACUACUGGACUGUGGCCCUCUAACACAACACACGGUACAACAAAGCAGAUUUCAUUUUUAGCUGAUUUCUUAAUAUAUAACGUUAUUGACUAUCAUGAACAAUCCUUGGUGGUCAAAAAAGAGAGCGUGAACACAUCUGCGAUUAUUGUGCCUGUUCUCCUGUUAUUGUUGGCUGUAAUAGUAAUUGCUGUCCUUCUGACAUGGAAGCAAAAAAGGAAAAGCAGAGCGGUGGCAGAAAUUGCUCAGAACUCAGAGAACUCAGUCAUCUACAAUAACUCAGGCAGCAGUAUUGGCCUGUACAGCAGAGAGAUGGCCGUGGACAAUAUCUAUCAGAUAGAGCCUGAAACGGAAUAUGAACAGUGGCAUUAAUAUCUUACAUUGACUUCUGGUGGUUUUAUGUUGAUCAGUGGACUGGACUCCACUUCAUUUUAUUGUUUUUCAGUUUGUGACAGCUAUAUUGUGAAAUCACGGACUAAACUAGACUAACCAUUAGUCUUCCAAAAAAAAUGUUUUGUAUGCCAUACGCUCUUUCGUAGAGUGGCUAACAUAUUGCAACACUAUUUUGUUAUUAAAAUGUAUCUGUAUGUUUGUUCAAUUUUUUUGAAUAAUUUACUGUACUUCAGUUUGUAGAAUAAAGCUUUAGUCAUCGCACAUUUUACAUAACCAGGUUAUAAGAGUUUAUGUUAAACUAGAUCAAGGAGGGUCAUUGUUAAAACUUAAGUGAAAUAAAGUCAAUAAAAAAAUGAAAUCAUGAAGCUACUACUGUUUUCCUGGUACAUACCAUUGUGAUAUCUUCCAGUAAUAAGGAUCUGUUAUGUAUUUCUUAUGCAUCACUGCUUCUGGUUCA
Messenger RNA from Triplophysa rosa, 1530 nucleotides. It is a transcript of the gene havcr1, whose product is annotated as hepatitis A virus cellular receptor 1. The transcript is spliced from 9 exons. The record is from RefSeq and is a predicted model, not a curated record. NCBI's taxonomy places the organism in Eukaryota, Metazoa, Chordata, Actinopteri, Cypriniformes, Nemacheilidae. The coding region runs from base 57 to 1052 and encodes 331 amino acids.